Oppiella nova is the source of this 12654-nucleotide messenger RNA. The record is from the annotation of a GenBank genome assembly. Lineage: Eukaryota; Metazoa; Arthropoda; Arachnida; Sarcoptiformes; Oppiidae.
AUGUGGUCCUUGAGUGCAAAAUCAAAGGCAAUCCUCCUCCAGAAGGAUAACAAAGACGUGACUGAGUAUUACGAAUACGACAUGAACCAAGAAAUAGUGACAAACAUUGGCAUUAAACCGAGUUUUUUCCAAAUUCCUUACAAUCAGGAGGCAGUUGAAGGAAAGUUAGUUAGAUUUGACUGCCGAGUGGGCGGACGACCCGAACCAGAAGUCAAUUGGUUUCGCGACGGAAAGAUAAUUCUAGACUCAAAUCUUGUCAAAGUAGUAGUCAAUGAGGGAGGCAUUCAUGCUCUCAUGAUUAUGGCCGCUUAUCCGAGCGACACCGGCACCUAUACGUGUGUGGCCAGAAAUAGAGUGGGCGAAGCCGUCUUCAAAGUAUCUCUCAAUGUGGUGGAGAAGGAGCAGACGGUUGCGCCCAAGUUUGUUGAGCGCUUCCAAGCGGUUGAUGUCAAAGAAGGCGAACCCAUUUCACUGCAUUGUCGGGCAGUGGGCGCACCCAUACCUCGCAUCACGUGGCAGAAGGACGGCGUCCAGUUAUACUCGAAUCCACCGGAUUUAGAGAUUAAGACAACCGAAGGCACGUCUACUCUGAUUUUCAACAGAGUGUUGGCCAGACAUUCGGGAUGGUAUCAGUGCACCGCACAAAACCAGGCAGGAAUGGCCGCCACCAGAGCUAAGCUAUAUGUGGAGCCCGACAGGAGAAUACCAGUCGGAGAACCGGUUAUAAUAAAUGUUCCCAAAACUCAUCGAGUGAUUGAACCUGAAAGACCGGAGCCGUCGGAAACCAUAUAUUUAAAACAUAUCGAAAGAACGUAUCAACAAAUCCCGAAACAAAUGCCUGAACCACAGCCACAACCAGCGCUUCCAAAGCCUGCAUUCACAACACAUUUAAGAGAUUUGAUUUUGACUGAAGGAGAAAGAGCUCACUUUGACGCCAGAAUUAUGCCCCUAUCAGACCCCACCAUGAAAGUGGACUGGUAUCUCAACGGAACUCUUAUUGAAUCAAGUUCUAGAGUAUUAACAACAUUUCGAUUUGGUUAUCUCGCCCUCACUAUUAUACACGUCUAUCCAGAGGAUUCAGGUCAUUAUCUUAUUAUUAUUAUUAUUCUGAAAAUAGUAAGUAACGAGUCGGGAGAAGCCGUAACAACGGCUACUCUCAAAUGCAAUCCCAAGACAACCCAUCCAAAGCAAACGAGUCCUCCUGUUGGCGAAGGUAUUGAGAAAUUGCAAACCGUAGAGGACUGGGAGUUAUAUUCAAGAGAACAACACAUCACAGAAGAGAGGCGAACGAAACCAACUUUUGCUAAAUCAUUAAGUCUUCAGGAAGUGAUGGAAGGGGCGAACGCACGCUUUGAGGCACAGAUCACACCAGUCAAUGAUCCGACCCUCAGAAUUGAAUGGUUUUUAAAUGGACAACCAUUAAUGUUGGGGUCGAGAGUGAGUACCGUAUUUAGCUUCGGAUACAUCUCUCUAAACAUAGCAGAGGUGAGGCCAUCGGAUUGUGGGCUAUAUAUGGUUAGAGUGACAAAUGCCGGCGGAGAAGUCGUUUCCACCGCAUCUCUCAAAAUCUUAGUUAAAUCUCCGUCUCAUAAGAGAUCAGAUGAAGACAGUUCUGCACUCAUGAGUCAAAAGAAGCGCUCGAAACAUGAGUUCUUUGAUCGCGAGUUAGAGCCGCACAAUAAGCCGGUGUUUAAAAAACAUAUUGGGGAUCAGUUGGAAGUGUUAGAGGGAAAUACCGCUGUUUUUGAAGCACUUCUUGAACCACAGGGAGACUCAACAAUGAGAGUCGAGUGGCUUAAAGAUGACAAACACCUGAGCGCCAGCUCUCGAAUCAAUCCGUUCUUCAAUUUUGGUUACGUUUCGCUUACAAUCAGAGACGUCGACCGCAGAGAUGCCGGCGUUUACACCUGUGUGGCCACAAACAGUGUGGGUUCCGCCAGAUCUGGCGCUCGACUCACAUCCUUAUCAGAGAAAUCACUCAUAUAUGAAAGCAGCGAUUUGGAGGGUUGGGAGAAGAUCCAGCACAUUGAGGAUUCAGCUUAUUAUAAGAGGGAUGAAUUUACGGAAACAGUAAUCGUUCAAAAACCAAAAUUUAUGACUGCUUUAUGCGGUAAAGUAGACCUCAUUGAGGGACAGACCGCUCAUUUUGAGGCCCGUUUACAACCUAUUGGAGACCCCAAUAUGAAAGUUGAAUGGCGUUUGAAUGGCAGACCACUUCCAACUGGCCAUAGAUUUAAAACUUACUUUGACUUUGGCUUCAUUGCACUCGACGUUUUGAAUGUGGUUCCAGAGGACAGUGGAUCCAUACAAGUGGUGGCACAAAACAAUUGCGGAACCACUACAAUAUCCACUCAAUUAAGAGUUAAAGCCAAAGAACCGAUCGAUAAGACCUCGUUUUAUGACACAACGAGUGAACAGAGAAUACAAACCAUUGAAAAGAAAGUAAUCCGAGAAACCGAUUACUAUAUGGAAGAAAUCAAACAAAUGAAACCUAUAUUUCGGAUUCCACUGCAAGUGCCGCCACUUCUCUACAAUGAGGGCGAGUCCGUACAUAUGGAAGGCUUUGUAGAACCGGUCAACGACUCGGCCCUAACCUUAGAGUGGUUUUUCAAUGGAAAGCCAUUAAUUUCCGGAUCAAGAUAUUUGACUCGAUUUGACUUCGGCUGCCUUUCACUCGAUAUUCUGUCGGUUAGAGCCCAAGAUUCCGGUGAAUAUACAGUUCGGGCGACCAAUCGAUUGGGAAGCGCUCAGUCAAGUAAUACAAUUACUGUUGUCCCACAAUCGGGAGUUAUUAGGGAAUCAGAAUAUUCCGAGAGUUUGGUUGAAAUUCAACGUUUAGAAGAUCGCCGUAACUAUAAGAAAGAAAUCCAAAUGGAUUUUGUUGAGGGAAAGGCUCCAGUUUUUGUCAAACCAUUGCAUAAUAUCGAAACUAAUGAGGAGUCAAAUGUUCACCUCGAGUGCCGGUUAGCACCUUCUGGUGAUAUAGAAACCACUAUUGAGUGGUUUAAAAACGGUCAUCCGAUUACUGUUGGACACAGAUUUAGACCACAGUUUGACUUUGAUUUUAUCGCAUUAGACAUUCUAUGUGUUUAUCCUGAGGACAGCGGUCUCUAUACAUGUAAAGCAAAGAAUAUGUUUGGAGAAGCCGUCUCUUCGUGUAAUCUGAUAUGUCAUGGAAAAAGUCAGCGAAUUGUAUACGAGACACAAAUGUCCGACAGUUUUGUUAACAUAAGACAAUUGGAAGAAAGGAAUCGAAGAUUAGCUAAAGACUCGUCGGUCACGGAAGAGAUUCAUAAAACAAAACCAAAGUUUUUGACAAAAUUUCGAGAUCUUGAGUUAAAUGAGUUCCAAUCGGCACAUCUGGAGUGUCGGGUUGAGCCCAUCAAUGAUCCAAACUUGAAGGUUGAGUGGUUUCAUAACGGACAUCCACUUCCAAUUGGCCAUAGAUUCCAACCGUUUUUUGAUUUCGGUUAUAUUGCACUUAAAAUUUUGCAAAUCAUUGAAGAGGACUCCGGUGUCUAUACCUGUAGGAUAACUAACAGCUAUGGAAGCGAUGAAAUGUCUGCGACCAUCAUAUGUCACGGAAAGGCUUCUAUUGAAAGAGAUUCUCAGUUUCCAGACGCUUACCAAAAGACAAAGCAAUUAGAAGAACGCGGAUAUUAUACCAGAGAUUCUUAUGUCGACGAAACCACAAAACAGGCGCCGGUGUUCACAACAGCGCCCAGAAAUAGAGAAGUGACAGAAGGAGAUCGCGUCCACUUUGAGUGCCAAUUGACACCAAUCGGUGACCCGACUCUAUCAGUGGAGUGGUUUAAAAACGGAGAGCCAUUACUUCAAGGCUCGAGAUUUGUUGAGAUCUUUGAUUUCGGUUUCGUUGCACUCGACAUACAACACGCCUAUCCGGAAGACAGCGGAAGAUAUACUAUAAAAGCGAAGAACGCUUUCGGAGAGGCGACUACACAAGCAUUUCUCAAAUGUCGGCCCACUUCUAGUCUCAUCACAAGCACUCAAUUAGAGGGCAGUCUCUCUAGUAUUAGACGACUCGAACAUAAAAGAGAACGAGAGAUCGAAGAGGAGGAAGCGGUGUCCGAAUCACCCGUUUUUACUCAACCCAUGAAAAAUUUAUCUCUGAUUGAGAACCAAAGCGCACACUUUGAGAGCCGUCUGAUCCCAGUGGGCGAUCCCAAUAUGCGGGUCGAGUGGUUUCAUAACGGGUCGCCUCUAAUGCUCGGCUCAAGAAUGUCUACAAUCAAUGAUUUCGGUUACGUUGCGCUUGAUUUCAAGUAUGUGAAGCCCUCUGACAGCGGGACUUUCACUUGUAAAGCAACCAAUCUUUUGGGUCGAGCCGUCUGUUCGGUGACUCUACACGUCGAGGACACCAAGUCAAUCAUUUGUGACACUUCUUUCCCCGAUAGUGUCCAAAAGAUAUCAUCUCUUGAGGGAAGGAAUUAUUAUCGAAAGGAAGAAAUCAGUGAAAUCUCUUCCGACAGAAAACCUUAUUUUGUGACUCAAUUAAAAGGUCCGAAUGUUGCAGAAGAAGGAAAGAGCGCUCACUUUGAGUGUCGUAUCGAACCAUUUCCUGACGACACUAUGACUGUCGAGUGGUUUCUUAACGGACAUCCCCUUCAGAUAGGGAACAGAUACCGAACAUUAUUCGAUUUUGGAUUCGCAGCCCUCGAUGUCAUGAGUCUUAUACCAGAAGAUUCUGGAGAUUAUGAGAUUAUAGCUACAAAUCAUUUGGGUUCUAACUCUUCGAAGGUUACGUUGAGAGUUGUGGACAGAGGGAGUCUACUCUUGGAUUCAAUACAGCCGAGUAGUCUCAGCAAAAUCCGAGCCCUCGAGACCCCCAGGAGAACCAAAAGAGAAGAGGACGACACCAUUUAUGUGGAUAAACCAGAAUUUGGAAAUUCUUUACGCAAUUAUGAGAAUUUAAAGGAAGGCGAACCCUUCCAUAUGGAGGCGACACUCACUCCUGCAGACGACCCCACUAUGAGAGUCGAGUGGUUAGUCAAUGGAGUUCCUCUUCAAACGGGUCAUCGUUUUAAAGCACUACACGAUUUCGGUUUUGUAGCCCUCGAUGUCCUCUAUGCAUAUCCCGAAGAUUCGGGUACUUAUAUGUGUCGAGCUGUCAAUGAGGCCGGAGAAGCAGUCACUACCGGUUCCAUACGAGUUGAACCCAGAAAAGUGAUCGAUACGGACCCUAUUCACGAGGAAAGCCUUCAGCAAAUAGCAGCACUGGAAAGACCGCACAUCAGACAUAGAGUGUCACCUCAAUUGGAAACAUGUCGUCCCGUUUUUACAAAACAAUUGAAAAAUUUAGAAAACCUAAGAGAAGGUCAGUCCGCACAUCUUGAGUGCAGACUCGAGCCCAUCAACGACCCGACGAUGACUGUUGAAUGGUUUCUGAAUGGAAUUCCUCUGAAGACUGGACACAGAUUUAAACUAACCAAUGAUUUCGGGUAUAUAGCACUCGAUAUACUUUAUGUUUAUCCCGAAGACACGGGUACUUAUAUGGUUAGAGCCACCAAUGAGUUAGGAGAAGCAAUCAUCACUUGUAUUAUAAGUGUAUUGGAGAAGAGAUCCAUCAAUUAUGACACAAACAAUCCGGAAGGACUCGAGAGAAUACAGCACUUAGAGAGACAGACAACCAGAGGACUACAAGAAGUUGAAGAAAGACCUCCAACUGAACCCAUGUUUUUAUCCAAACUUAGAGGCACUACGAAACUGAUUGAGGGAGAGAGGGCUCACUUUGAAUGUAGAGUCGAGCCCUCAUAUGAUCCAAACCUUGAGAUUGAGUUCUUAAGGAACGGACAGCCAUUAAUUUCCGGCUCACGUUUCCAUACAUUCUGUGAUUUUGGAUACGUAUCGCUUGACAUCGCAUAUGUUUAUCCCGAAGAUUCUGGCAGUUAUUCUGUGAGAGCUUCCAAUCUGUUGGGAGAAGUGAUCACUUCUAUUAGUCUUCACGUCCAGGGCAAAAGUUCUAUUCAGACGGAAAGCAUGCAUUCACAGGCUUUACCUAAAUUGCAUGCUUUGGAAACAGAAUAUCGUUACACAGUUCAAGAAGAAGUUCUUACUUUUCAAAGACCAGUCUUCACGACUCCCAUACAAAACAUAGAUAACCUGUUGGAGGGGGACUCCGCUCACUUCGAGUGCAAACUUAUUCCCGUUGGAGACCCCACUCUUGAAGUCGAAUGGUUUCACAAUAAUAUUCCCUUAAAAACUGGCUCAAGAUUUAUAACAACUAAUGAUUUUGGUUACGUUGCUCUCGAUAUACUGCACAUUCAACCCGAAGACUCCGGAGUUUAUACGAUUCGUGCCAUCAAUUCAUUGGGAGAAGCGAUCACAACGGCUACGAUGAGAGUGAACUCCAAAGCUGCCGUUCAGAUCCAUUCACAACACCCGGAAGGACUGCAACAAAUUCAAGCCCUCGAGAGAGCCAAACAUAUUAGACCGCGAGAAGAGCCUGAGCACUGGUUUGAAAAGCCUGUGUUUACCACACCACUGAUAGGACCUCAUGAUUUGAUAGAAGGACAGGCCGCACAUUUUGAGUGUCGUGCCAUUCCUGUUGGCGAUCCCGACUUGGAUUUCAUUUGGUAUUUGAAUGGCAAUGAACUGCUAUUAGGCUCUAGAAUAGCGACUUCACACGACUUCGGCUAUAUUUGUCUUGACAUCGCGUCAACUGUUGCCGAAGAUUCCGGCGUUUAUAUGAUUAAAGCAAUUAAUAGAUCCGGAGAAGCAAUUACUUCGUCUUCAUUGAGAGUCAAAGCCUUCAGACAAACUCAAGUGUUUGAAAGUGAUAUUCGAAGAGUUGAAGAGACUAUAGAAGAAAGAUAUGAGAGACCAGUCUUUACUAAACAACUCUCGAGUGUAGAGAAUCUAAAAGAAGGCGAUUAUGUCUGUAUUGAGGCUCAGAUCGAGCCAUCGAAUGACGAGAAACUGGUUGUCGAGUGGCAUAAAAAUGGACAAUAUUUGGUGUUAGGCUCCAGAAUAACCACACGUUUUGAUUUCGGCUUAAUAUCACUUGAAAUUAUGGACAUCAAAGCUGAGGACUCAGGGAUUUAUACCUGCAGAUAUGCCGUCUCUCAUGACUUUGGUUAUGUGUCCGUCGAUAUUGCUUUUGUAUACCCAGAAGAUUCUGGUGUUUAUACGUGCAGAGCAUUCAACCAGAGGGGUCAGGCAUUAUCGACUGCGUCAUUAAAAGUGGUGGGAAAGGGAUCUAUUGAUACAACAACAUUGCACCCGACAGGCCAACAAGGGUUGGAGCGUAUUAAACAACUCGAGACAACUGUUGAAAGAGUGUCGGUCACCGAAAAGAAACCCGAGUUUUCAAAACCAUAUUUUGUAAUACCUUUGAAACACAACUUCAAAGUCAAUGAAAGUGAAGGAUUGCAUUUGGAGUGCAGAGUCGAGCCUUCAAAUGAUCCAAACUUAUGUAUUGAAUGGCUUUCCAAUGGACAACCGUUGACCAGUGGCUCGCGAUUUGCGACUACCAGUGAUUUUGGAUUUAUAGUAAUGGAUAUCCAUGAUCUAUGGGUCAGAGAUAGUGGUGUUUACACUUGCAGAGCCACCAAUCAAUUGGGAGAAGCAUUUACUUCAACACAAAUCGAUGUGAUGGCAAAGAGUGUCACUUCUCAAAGUCAGAGAACUCCACAAAGUGUACAGCAAUCGGAUGUAAACGAAGAGCUCUUUGACUUCGAAGCGAUUCAAAUGCCAAAAAUCACUCUUUUGUCUAAACAUAUGACAAAUCUGACGGAAGGCGAGUCCGCACAUAUCGAGGCCAGUCUUACACCAAUAGACGACCCCUCUAUGACUAUUGAAUGGUUGUUCAAUGGAGAACCACUUGAAGCAAGCAAUCGGAUCAAUACAAUCCAUUCGUUUGGAUACAUAAUUCUGGAGAUUUUCAAUACUAAGACCGAAGACUCGGGAACCUAUACUUGUGUCGCGACCAAUGAUUGCGGAACACAUCGUUUGGAUAUUCAGUUGGAGUGCAUAGAAUCGGAACGAGGAGAGAGACCUAACUUUGUGACACAAAUGCAACCCGUAUUAGGUCUUAAAGAAGGCGAAAGCGCUCACUUUGAGUGCAGACUAGAACCGGUCGGUGACCCCACACUUACCAUCGAAUGGUAUCACAACGGACUGCCAUUGACUCCCAGCUCGAGAAUUAAGUUAAUGAAUGAUUUCGGGUAUGCAGUGAUGGAUAUCUCUUACGUUCAUUCAGAAGAUUCGGGUGAAUAUGUUUGUGUGGCGUCCAAUAAAUUGGGGUCAGACACCACAAGGUUUACACUGCAGUGCAGUCCCACCACUAAAGUAGUCAAACACACACUCCUUCCCGAAAGUAUGCAACAAAUUCAUGCACUCGAAGGCUAUGCGAACGUCCAGAAUAAGAGUUAUAUUAUGCCGACGGCCAGUCAAUCGCCCAAAUUCUUGAGUCCAAUCAAAGAGUUAUUAAAUUUAGUCGAAGGACAGAGCGCUCACUUUGAAACCCAAUUGGUUCCCAUCAAUGAUCCAGAAAUGACAGUUGAGUGGUAUUUGAAUGGAGAGCCCCUUAGAUCUGGUCAACGCUUCCGAACAUUCAAUGAUUUCGGUUUUGUUGUCCUCGAUAUCUUGGACUGCGAUGAAAGAGAUAGCGGUGCCUAUGAGUGCAGAGCGACCAAUAGCUUUGGUGCCGACACCAUCACUACUACAUUAAAGUGCAAACCAAAACCAAAAGUGAUUCUCGAAUCUCAACUUCCGAUUGAGAUGUCCAGAGGUAUCGAGAGUUUGAUUCAAUACGAAGAAUCGCUUAAUGUUAAGCCUAUGGAGUAUACGGAGGAACUGGUGUGGGAAUCGCCACGUUUUGACGUUCCCCUCGAAAAUGUUACUAAUCUUAAAGAAGGCGAUGGUUUACACAUUGAAACCAGAAUCACACCAACCGAUGACCCAAAUCUGACCAUUGAAUGGUUGAAAAAUGGGCAGCCAUUGAGAGCUAGUAAUAGAAUCCGAACCAUUUCUGACUUUGGUUUUGUUGUUUUGGAAAUAAAUCCGGUUUAUAGCGAAGACAGUGGACUCUACUCUGUGAGAGCCACCAAUAAUACCGGCGAAGCCGUGAUGACAUGUAAUAUAAAGUGUGAGUCCAGUAGAAAAGUGGUUCUGGACAGUCAACUCCCAGACAGUAUGGAGACAACGAUUCAAAAGCUGUCACAAUUUGAAGACACAGUUGUGCGACAAGUGAGUGAAAGUUGGACUCAAAUCGAGGAACAACCGCCAAAAUUCUUGAAUCCACUCAAAGACAUUGCAAUCAAAGAGAACGAUUUCGUUCACUUCGAGUCCAGAUUAAUACCAAUCAGUGAUCCGACGAUGAGAGUCGAGUGGUUUGUAAACGAUAAGCCACUGACCACUGGAUCACGAUUUAGAACCAUAAGUGACUUCGGAUAUGUUGUCCUCGAGAUCGCCGAAGCAUAUCCUCGCGAUUCGGGUCUCUAUGUCUGUAAAGCUGUUAAUAAGUUCGGCGAAGACUCCAUCUCCUGUCGACUAUUCGUCAAAAGUCAGACAACAGUUGUCUUAGAGUCACAAUUGCCCGCAGAAUAUAUCACAGGCGCUGAUAGUGUGCAGAGAAUGGAGACACUUAUGGCUCAAAUGCCUCAAUCAGUUAGAGUUGAUUCGGAACAACCAGUUCCGCCUAAAUUUAUGACACAAAUAAAGAAUUUAAAUAAAUUAGAGGGCGAUUCCGCACAUUUCGAGUGCAGACUAGAGCCCAUUAACGACCCAUCCUUGAGGGUUGACUGGUAUUUGAAUGACAAACCAUUAAUGACAGGGUCCCGAAUUCAUACAAUUAAUGACUUUGGGUUUGUUGUACUCGAAAUCGAUUGGCUGUUUCCUCGAGAUUCCGGUGUCUAUAAGUGUGUGGCCACUAAUUCUUGGGGCUCUGAUUCAACUCAAGCCACUGUCAACGUGAAGGCUAAAAAAGAUAUAGUGGUUGACAGCCAAUUACCACCGGGAGUGUCAUCACAGCUAUGGAAGCAAUCAGAAUACGCUCUCAUUCAAGAAGGAUUAAGUGAAGACAUUUCACUUCAAACGCCACGAUUUGUCACAGAAAUGAAGUCUUUGGAGCAUUUGAUUGAAGGCGAUAACAUCCACUUUGAGUGCAGACUCGAGCCCAUAACUGAUGGCCAGUUAGCUGUCGAAUGGUUUCAUAACGGAGAGCCCUUACGCUCUGGUCAUCGGCAUAAAGCUAUCCAUGACUUUGGCUUUGUUUCACUGGAUAUCUUGUCUGCUUAUCCAGAGGAUUCUGGAGAAUACAUUUGUCGCGCAAAAUCACCUAAAGGUGAGACUGAGAUCAGAGCUAUGGUUAAAGUAAAGGCCAGACCCUCUUUAAUAACAACAUCUCAAUUACCAACCGAAAUGUCAAUGGCUGUCAAUAGGAUGAUAGAAAUGGAGUCAUCGACAGAAAUAGUGGAGACCGUGGAGGAGGAAGAGAUCAAGAGAAUGGCUCCAAGUUUUGUGUUAAAACCCGAGCCAUUAGUGGUAUUAGAGGGCGAUUGCGCCAAAUUUUGUUGUCGUCUAAUCGGAAAUCCCAAACCAAGAGUGUUGUGGAGUAUUGGCGGCAAUACUGUAGUCCACGGCUCGAGAUAUAAACUUCGAUACGACGGAAUGCAUCACUUGGAGAUCCCAAAGGCCAGACAAUACGAUAAGGGAAUCCUUGAGGUGUACGCCAAGAACGCCGUCGGAGAGGCCUAUUGUAGCACUACUAUAGACGUGAAGCCCAAGAAUGAUGACUACCGAGCAGUUCUGAAGCAUUCGCCGAAACCAUAUUAUGACGAAAAUGUAACUAAAUAUCAAAUUGAAAGACAAAACUCUGAACUCGAAAAAGUGUUUGAAGAGAGAACAGCUCCGGGAGAAGGAGGUGCUGAAGAAUCGGUGGUUUGGUAUACGGGAAAAGUUGACGAACAGAACAGAAUCAAAAUCAGAGAUACGGUGAGAGACGACACGACCAUCGACUCGGAUGUGACUCUCUGUAUGCAAGGGAAACGCGAUGUUGAGACCAGUGACCAAACAGUGGCCAAACCAAAGAAGGUAUUCAUUAAAUCGCAAACAAAAGCCAAACCGAUUGAAGAGAUUGCCACAACUGUGGCGCCAGAAGUGAAAUCUGUUGAUAAACGAGCGCCAGUUGUGUCAGAGGAGAAGAUAUCGGAACAAAAGUUUCAAAUAACCGAAAAAGAGGCUCCGAUUACUCCCGAGUCUGUAAUUCAUGGCAAAGAAGUGGUCGUUCAGACACAGAAACAAACCCAAAAAGAAGAGAAAGAAGACGUGGAGAUCACGCGACACAUCCGAGAGACAGAAAGUGUAGAUCACGAACACAAGUCUGUUAUAAAACAACGGAAAAUAAUGGGAAAAGUGCCCGAAACCAAAGCACCAAAUUUCACCAAAAAGAUAGCCCCGUGCCGUACGUAUGAGAAAUCUGAAGCGCGUUUUGAGUGCACGUUCACAGGCCUUCCCAUUCCCACCAUUACGUGGUUUAGGGAAAACUUUCCGAUUCAAGACUCACAGGAUUUUAAUAUUAUAACGACUGAAAACAGUUCGACACUAAUCAUCAAAGAGGUAUAUGUGGAGGACUCCGGUAUUUUCAGUGUAAAGGCCGAGAAUAGGGGCGGUUCUGCUAAAUGUUCAGCAAAUCUGAUUGUUGAAGAAUAUAGAGAAACCAGAAGUGGAGAUCUGAUUCCUCCGAGUUUUAUGAAGACAAUCCAAUGCGUGACCACAAAAGUGGGACAAUUGAUUCGAUUGGACGCUAAGAUUGGUGGAUCCAAACCAUUGAAUGUGUUUUGGAUAAAAAAUGGGGAAAGAGUUACGCAAAACAAAAGGCAUAAAGUGGUUGAGGACGAGGACCAGUUCACACUACUUAUACUGGAGGCCGAGACAAGUGAUGCCGGAUCUUACGAAUGUGCGGCCAUUAAUAAGGCCGGAGAGGCUCAUUGUAUUUGUCAGGUCCUCGUGGAAGCGCCGGUAAUACAGAGGCAACUCUCUAAGGAAGAAAUGGUCCCACAAUUAGUGGAACCGCUCACAGAUGUGAUCGUCAAAGAAGGCCAGACAGCUCUAUUCAAAUGUCGGAUUAGUGGCACUUCUUCGUCGGAAGUGAUUUGGAUCCGAGAGGGCGAACACAUCAAACAGAGUCGAUAUUUCCGGAUGACUGAAGACGGAGAGUACCACACAUUAAGGAUAUCGGAAGCGUUUGCCGAAGACGAGGGAAUGUAUAAAUGUGUGGCCGGAAAAGUGUCCACUUCUGCCAAACUUAGAGUAAUCGAAGACAGAGAAGUAACGCCACAAAUGACUCCAUUGACUGACUUAACUGUUAUGGAGGGCUCUCCGGCCCGGUUUGUGACCGCUCUGUCGGGUUCUCCCACUCCGAAGAUAAUGUGGUACCGGGACGGACAUGCGAUUGAGCCGUCGCGGGAUUUUCAGAUGUCUCAGGACUGUGCCUCGUGUUCGCUUGUCAUACGACAAACCUAUGCUGAGGACGAAGGCAUCUACGAGUGCGUGGCGUCGACACCCGUCGCUCAAAGCAGGACUUCUGCGCGACUGUCCGUUGAAAGUAAGCAGAAGUAGAGAUGAAAACCCAUUCAAUCGACUGAUGACUUGAUAAUUGCUUUCAAUUAUUAAAUCCCAACCAUAUAUCGCACG